AUUUGAACAACCCGGACAUAAUGUACAGCGUUUUUCUGAAUGACAGACGGUCUUAUGGACUGCUAGGUUCGUCUCGACAAAUCAGACCUUAUCGGCCUGUGUGUGCGUGUGUUUAUUCAGCUGUGAUUCAUCAUUAAAUGUCACUGUCGUCAGCUGCAACGAGGCGGGGAGGAUUAGGCAGAAUAAAGCGUCCGCGGACGAACGGUGACGGUGUCCGAUCAAAUCCGUGGCGUAGGACUGGGAUGCAUGUGAGCCGCCAGGAUGAGGAGCCGCAGUAAUUCAGGAGUGAGGCUGGAUGGCUACGCCAGACUGGUCCAUGAGACGAUCCUGUGCCAUCAGAACCCAGUGACAGGACUUCUGCCGGCGAGUACCCAAAAGAAAGACGCCUGGGUGAGGGAUAAUGUGUACAGUGUCCUGGCUGUGUGGGGGCUGGGCAUGGCCUACCGCAAGAAUGCAGACCGGGAUGAAGAUAAGGCCAAGGCCUAUGAACUGGAGCAGAGUGUGGUGAAACUGAUGCAGGGCCUUCUGCAGUGCAUGAUGAGACAGGUGGCCAAAGUGGAGAAGUUCAAACACACCCAGAGUACAAAGGACUGCUUGCAUGCCAAGUACGAUACUCCCACCUGUGCCACUGUGGUGGGCGACGACCAAUGGGGCCAUCUUCAGGUAGACGCCACUUCCAUUUACCUGUUGAUGCUGGCACAGAUGACAGCUUCAGGCCUUCGCAUAAUCUCAAAUCUGGAUGAAGUAGCCUUCAUCCAAAACUUGGUCUUCUAUAUAGAGGCUGCCUACAAAGUAGCGGAUUAUGGGAUGUGGGAGCGAGGUGACAAGACCAACCAGGGUAUCCCUGAACUCAAUGGCAGCUCUGUAGGAAUGGCUAAGGCAGCUCUGGAGGCCAUAGAUGAGCUGGACCUUUUUGGAGCCUAUGGAGGACCUAAGUCAGUCAUCCACGUUCUACCCGAUGAAGUGGAACACUGUCAGUCCAUCUUAUGCUCCAUGCUGCCCAGAGCUUCCACGUCGAAGGAGAUUGACGCUGGGCUUCUCUCAGUCAUUUCUUUCCCAGCUUUUGCUGUUGAGGAUGCUGACCUGGUGUCCAUCACCAAGUCAGAAAUUAUAAACAAACUACAAGGUCGUUACGGCUGCUGUCGCUUCAUCAGAGACGGAUACCGUUGUCCCAAAGAGGACCCGUCUCGCUUGCACUAUGAUCCUGCUGAGCUCAAGCUGUUUGAAAAUAUUGAAUGUGAAUGGCCUGUGUUCUGGACCUACCUCAUCCUGGAUGGCAUCUUUGCUGGAGAGCAAGUACAGGUUCAGGAGUACCGUGAGGCUCUGGAGGGCAUUUUGAUCAGAAUGAAGAACGGCAUCAAACUGGUGCCUGAGCUUUAUUCUGUACCACCUGAAAAGGUGGACGAGGAGUACAGCAAUCCUCACACAGUGGACAGAGUGGCCAUGGGGCAGCUGCCGCACAUGUGGGGACAGUCACUCUACAUCUUGGGCUGUCUUCUGGCUGAGGGUUUUUUAGCCCCUGGAGAGAUAGAUCCUCUCAACAGGAGAUUCUCUACACACUUCAAGCCAGAUGUUGUGGUACAAGUUUGUGUUCUUGCAGAGUCACACGAGAUCAAGGAGUUGUUACGUGAACAUGACAUUAUAGUCCAGACAGUGUCUGAAGUUCUGCCAAUCAGGGUCAUGCCUGCUCGCAUCCUCAGCCAUAUCUAUGUCAAACUGGGGAACUGCAAGAAACUGAAUUUGAGUGGGAGGCCCUACAGACACAUUGGAGUUUUGGGAACAUCAAAAUUCUAUGAAAUCAGAAAUCGAUCUUACAUGUUCACCCCACAGUUUUUGGAUCAGCACCACUUCUACCUUGCUCUGGACAACCAGAUGAUUGUAGAGAUGUUACGGACAGAGGUGGCAUAUCUCUCCUCCUGCUGGAGGAUGACAGGACGACCCACACUCACUUUCCCCAUCACACGCAGCAUGCUUGUUGAAGAUGGCGGUGGGGUAGAUCCCUGUAUCCUAGCAACCCUCAGGAAACUCAAUGAUGGUUAUUUUGCUGGGUCAAGGGUGCAGAUGUCAGACCUCUCCAGUUUUCAGACUACGUCCUUCUACACUCGCCUCAGCUUCUUGGACAAAGGGAACGAUGAUGACUUACUUGACGAUGAGGAUGAAGAGGAGAUUGAUGAAAAUGGAGAGGAAUAUAACAACUAUGAGCCCUCAGAGGGCUCAGAAGACAUGUUUGACCAGUACCUCAACCAGCUUCUCCACAGCACCACCACCAAAUCCCAUCUUCCUCCCAUCCAGAGGGGGCAUCACCAUGUCUUCAGUGCUGAACACACAACAAGAGACAUCCUGUCUCUAAUGGCAGAGGUUCAGGGCCUGAACAUGCCGAAGUCUUCCAUGUAUCUACCUGUGACUCCGGUCAUGAGCAAACAUCGCAAGUCACUCAACCUUCUUGACGUUCCUCAUCCGCAACAUAGUGCACAUGCGAAGCAACACAAGCUCCAUGGUGCUGCUGAUCUGCACCUGCCUCGAGACUCCAAGGGCAACACAGACUUUGGGGCAUUGGUGAUGCAGCUGAAAGAGUGUCCCUCUCUGCAGGACCAGGCUGACAUCCUCUACAUCCUCUACAUAAUGAAAGGAGCUGAUUGGCUGGUGGAGCUAUCAGGUCCUGGGCAGGGUGGGGUCAGUGUGCGAUCACUAUUGGAGGAGCUGUACGUACAAGCUGGAGCGUGCAAAGAGUGGGGACUCAUCAGAUACAUCUCUGGAAUAUUACGCAAGAGAGUGGAAGUCCUCGCUGAGGCCUGCACAGAUCUUAUUUCCCACCACAAGCAGCUGACUGUGGGUCUACCUCCUGAGCCACGGGAAAGAGUCAUUGCAGUGCCUCUUCCUCCCAAGGAGCUGAACACUCUCAUCUAUGAAGCCAGUGGUCAGGACAUUAGUAUUGCUGUACUCACUCAAGAAAUCAUGGUGUACCUAGCCAUGUACGUUCGCUCCCAGCCUGCGCUCUUUGGCGACAUGCUUCGACUAAGAAUAGGACUCAUCAUGCAAGUGAUGGCUACUGAGCUUGCGCGUAGUUUGCACUGCUCUGGUGAGGAGGCGUCUGAGAGUUUGAUGAGUCUGAGUCCGUUUGACAUGAAGAGCCUGCUGCAUCACAUCCUCAGUGGCAAAGAGUUUGGGGUGGAGAGGAGCAUGCGCCCAAUUCAGUCGACAGCCACGAGUCCUGCCAUCUCUAUACAUGAACUUGGCCACACCGGAGCCACCAAGACUGAACGUACUGGUAUACACAAGCUAAAGAGUGAAAUUAAGCAGCUGGAUGACUCUCAGCCUCACAGUCUGGAACGGCAUUCGCGUCAUCCCACGUUAGUCGGAGAACACGGCGCCCCACUGUCACUGUGUCGAAUGAGCUUUCUUGUGAUCAGCCACAUCUGCAGUGGUGGUCUUUCCUUGAGUAGCAAUGUCACUUCUCCUCGCUCCACGCGAUGCAGCAGCCCCUCCACCCCCAGUGGAAUGCUGUCACCGGUGGGCUCUGGUCCAGUAGAUGGACAGCUGCACUGGGAGGAGAGACAAGGCCAGUGGCUGAGGAGACGCAGGCUGGAUGGAGCUAUCAACAGGGUCCCAGUGGGCUUUUACCAGAAGGUGUGGAAGAUCCUGCAGAAGUGCCACGGCCUGUCCAUCGAUGGAUACGUGUUGCCCUCCUCUACCACAAGAGAGAUGACAGCAGGGGAGAUUAAGUUUGCAGUGCAGGUGGAGUCUGUGCUGUACCAUGUGCCACAGCCCGAGUACCGGCAGCUGCUAGUGGAGACCGUUAUGGUUCUGGGCCUGGUAGCUGAUGUGGACAUGGACACUAUUGGCAGCAUUAUCCACAUAGACCGUGUGCUACAUUUGGCCAACGACCUCUUUCUCAGUGACCAGAAAUCCCACAGCGCCAGUGAUUAUUUCCUUGAGAAAGACCCAGCGACCGGCAUCUGCAACUUCUUCUACGACAGCGCGCCCAGUGGCAGCUAUGGCACCAUGACCUAUUUGUCCAAGGCAGUGAUCACAUAUGUGCAGGACUUUCUACCCAGUUCAAGUUGCCUGAUGCAGUGAAAAAUGCAGCAGAUGAGGUUUGGUCAGUGGAAUCAACUGCCCAAUGGCUGCAAAGCUUCUCACAACUAAUUCACAUGGUGCUUGUAAGUGUAUUUAUGCAUCAGUGAAUUCUGCAGCUCCCAUAUCUUCAUGUAACUGGACUUAGCAGCUGAUUGAUAAAAAAAGAACAUAAGAACGUUUCUUAGAGUCUGGACUGUGAACUUAUUUAUUACUUUUGCUUAUAAACACAGUCCGUAAACAGCGUGUGUAAUAUGCAUUUAUUUAUAACGAAAUUCACAAAGAUACUGUAUAAGAAAGCAUCCUGGUCUUAGUGUUGUGAAAAUCGUAUAUUACUAUAUAGUAAGUAACACUUACAUUGCAAUUUUACAGUACUUAGCAAGGCACAUUUAGCACUAAGUGCAUGUAACAGUUAUUUCUCUCAAAUGUUAUUUUUCUGCCCUUUUAACUAUUUUAGAAACAAAAUAUAUUGUUCUAAUAUGUUGUUGAAGAAAUUAUUAUUAUUAGAAGAAAUUAUUUUGAAAGCAAAUCAAAAGCACAGAUCACAGCAUACAGUACCAACGUGUAAUCAUCACGUAACGUUGGAGGGAGCGUCAUGGAGGAGAAAAUGAAUGCCAGAGUUUAUGGAGGCAUUUCAUACGACAAAGACACCUGGUAGUUUUCUGACAGGUGAGAAGUUGCUUGAUGACCCAAGUAAUUCUACUCAACAAUGAAUUCAAUAGAGUAGGUGACAUGAAUACAGUAUAUGUGGGUCAUGUGAGUACAAAAAAGUUCACUUACUAUCCAUUACUAAAACCUACCUAAAGAGGAAAUAUAAUUAAAAAAAAUUUUUUUAAUAAAAAAUAAUUUAAAUUACAGACUUACAGUAUUAUCAUUUGGUACAAACAAAACUCACUGUGUUUUGCAGUCUUGCUUAAAUAUUGAUCUAUAGAGAAUAAAGCGAGUUUUCUUUAAAUCUAAAA
Molecule: messenger RNA, 5036 nt
Organism: Betta splendens (Siamese fighting fish)
Lineage: Eukaryota; Metazoa; Chordata; Actinopteri; Anabantiformes; Osphronemidae
Gene: phka2
Product: phosphorylase kinase, alpha 2 (liver)
Exons: 34
Coding region: 262-4077 (1271 amino acids)
Biological process (GO): glycogen metabolic process
Cellular component (GO): phosphorylase kinase complex
Molecular function (GO): calmodulin binding
Source: RefSeq, a predicted model, not a curated record